Messenger RNA from Helicoverpa zea (corn earworm), 1367 nucleotides. RefSeq lists its product as uncharacterized. The transcript has a single exon. NCBI's taxonomy places the organism in Eukaryota, Metazoa, Arthropoda, Insecta, Lepidoptera, Noctuidae. The record is from RefSeq and is a predicted model, not a curated record. The coding region runs from base 518 to 1357 and encodes 279 amino acids.
GGGCGCCACUGUGCCACUGUUUACAUCGUCUCCGUAAUAUUUUCGGAUUUAAAAAAGUACUAGUGCAAAUAAAACUAUAUAAACGAAGAAAAGUUAUAAAUAAACAGAAGAUCUUCAACAUACACUGUUGACAGUGUUAAAAACGAGUGUAUAAAACAAUAAAUAAGUGAAAUAGCUCCAAGCUAAAUAAACUUUCCGGUGUCGUUAUGUUGUGACUUUUUUUCGAAUUAAAAGGCAUAGAGUGAUUAGACUGGUGUACGAGGACUGUAGUGCUGUUAACACAAACUGUGGAAACUUUUUAAGAAAAAUAAACAUAUCAUAACCUAUUAAUUCACAUGAAUCAGCAAAUUAAAACCUAGAAACGACAACAACGCCAUCUUUUGCAAUUCGAAAGAACUAAUAGGCUAAUUACUGAUCGAUUCACAGAUCCAGCAGAGCGCUAAUUUGUUAAUAGUUAAUAGAGUGUGCCACGAGAGGGCGUUACUAGUACAAAAACAAACAUUAACAGUAUUUUAACAUGGAUGAAGUUCUAAAAGCACUGCAAAAAAUCCAAAAAGAAUUAGAUGAACAAAAAAUAACAAUCCAGAAAAGCGGGGAAAACGUAACAGAGCAAGUAACGAAAAAUAUAAAUAAUAUAUUAGACGAGAAAUUCAAGUCAUUGGAAGAAAAGUAUGAAAACCUCAAGGAAAAAGUAGAAAAUCAGGAAAAACGACUAUACUUCCUCGAAAAACAAGCGAGACAAAGAAAUAUAGUGCUAUUCGGCCUAAUUGAAACUGAAUCGUCAUACUCCAACUUAGAAAAUAUUAUUUUAAAUUUCAUAAAUGAACACUUCUCUGUAAAGGUAGAUCAUAGAGACAUACAGGAGGCUAAACGAAUUGGGAAAAAAGGGGAAAGGCCAAGACCCAUAAUUAUUACUGUUUCAACACUUGGUGUAAAAAUAGCCAUAUUCAAACAGAAGAAUGUACUUGAGAAUACCCCCUAUUACAUAAAAGAGGACUAUCCUGAGCAUGUCUUAAAUAAAAGGAAAGAGCUACAAGAGCAAGUGCGCAUUGAAAAAGAGAAAGGAAACUCUGUUAGAAUCAAAUAUGACAAAUUAAUAAUUAUGAAUAAGAAAUCUAAUCAUACAUCAAUACAUAGUAAAAGAAUGCUUUCUAACUCUCCAGAAACUAUUAACACCUGUACAAACCCUAGCGAAGAACAUAAAAAGCAGGCCAAUAAGAAAAAUAAAACAGAGAUUUCCAUACAAAGAUCAUCCAGUCUAUCAGAGGGACCAAUCAAACCGGGAAUAUUAAAUUUCUUCCAUAAGCACCCGACUAACACAUCGAAAAAUCAAGACAACAAAACUAAUAACUUAUAAAAAUUAAAGG